AUGUCCGGCCCCCUUCCACAGUCCGGAACGGUACCACAGCCGUUGUUCCGUGCCGUGGCCAGCUCGACAAGACCGCUGUACCAGCUGCUGAGAACCAUCAGCUUUUCCAACAAGGUCCAUGUACAACUACAAGAAGAUGGCAUCAGGUUCGCAGCUGACCUGUCCAGGGUCAUGCAAGGUACUGCCUUCCUCGACAAGAAGCUCUUCACCUCGUACGCUUUGAAUAUCGGCCAAGACGAUGAUGUUCUUCCAAACUUUCAGAUCACUCUUCCAGCCCUCCUCGAAACACUUCAGAUCUUUGGUGCAGUGGACGUUGCCACACGUACACAAAAGGCCGAGCAGGACCCAUACCGCAGCAACCUCCGCAACUACCGACCAGAUGCGUUUAGUAACCAGACUCUGGGAAUCGGAGGAACCUGCAGUCUUGUGUAUAUCGAGGAGGGUGGGCAGUUCAACAUUGUGAUUGAGGAAGGUGGGGUCAAAACCACUGCCGGCCUUACGACCUAUCUGCCGGAAAUCCCAGAGGAGAUACCUUUUGACAGAGAAAACCUGUCUUUCAAAAUCAUCAUGCAAGCGCGCUACCUUCUCGACGCCCUAGCGGAACUGGCCCCCAUUGGGCCCAGUCGUCUUACUAUCACGGCCUCGAAAACACAGCCCUAUCUUACCCUUUUCGGUGCUGGUGACCUCGGCUCGUCCAGUGUGGACUUUGCUAAAGGCCGCGAGCUGCUCGAGACCUUCUCGAUCCAGGAUCGGUGGACCCAGACUUACAAAUUCGAUCUGAUCAAGUCUUCGAGCGAGGCGAUGCGGAUCGCUAGCAAAAUUAGUUUCCGCGGCGACGCCCAGGGCGUUUUAAGCUUGCAGUUCAUGGUGGAAGUGGAAGGCGGCGGAGUCAGCUUUUUGGACUUUCGGUUCGUGCCUUAUAUCAAGCACGAGGAUGACGAGGACGAGCAGAACCAGGACGAGUAUGAGUGA
Colletotrichum graminicola M1.001 is the source of this 972-nucleotide messenger RNA. RefSeq names its product repair protein Rad1/Rec1/Rad17. The transcript is spliced from 2 exons. Lineage: Eukaryota; Fungi; Ascomycota; Sordariomycetes; Glomerellales; Glomerellaceae. Gene Ontology annotation, cellular component: checkpoint clamp complex; nucleus. The coding region runs from base 1 to 972 and encodes 323 amino acids. The record is from RefSeq and is a predicted model, not a curated record. Gene Ontology annotation, biological process: DNA repair; DNA damage checkpoint signaling.